AUGUCCGUUUGCGUCGAACAGUCCUUUCCUUCAACCGACGACGACGCCAACGUCACGAACAACGUCCCCCGAGACCGAGACCCCUCCGGUACCGAUAGGCGACAGUCGCGAGACGACUAUCAUGCCAACGCCAACGCCACUGAAGAGUUGACCUCGAUUAUGACAGCCUCUGCCUCCAUCCUUUCAACCAUACUCAACACCUCAUCCAACCCAGUAUCACCCGGCCCAUCAAGCCCACCCCUCGAGCAGGCAAAGAGCAAUGAAUUCGUGCCCCCGACUCGUCCAAGCAGCACGCCCUUCUUACACCCCGAUCAACGGAACUCGGAUUGCUGCACUCCGAUGGCCGACGACGUUGAUGCCUACGGCUACGGAGGCCCGGGCAUCACCACUCCUUCCUAUACUCUCGAGACCCCCGAGGUCACGCCCUCCCUGAAUUUGAAUGACUUACCGGCCGAAAUUCACGAAUGCAUUCUCGACCACCUUUUCGGAUACCGAGUAUCCACAAACUCCAAGAGCUCGGUCGGCAUGCAGAGUGUGACCAAAAGUUGGGGAACCGCACUUCGCCAUUCUCGACGCAGGGAGUUGUCGGAACUUGCUCUCGUCAGUCCCGUCUGGAGGAUCCUCAUCCAAGAGCGCCUAUACCGUCACAUCAAAAUAAAGGCCACUAUCGAAUCGCUAGAGCUGGCCAUGAUGUACUUCAGCGAACACAACCACCUCCGGCACUACGUCAAGCACAUUGAGAUCUGGUUCCCAGUCUUCCAGCCCAAGUACGGUCCGUUGGCGUUGAGCACUACUCUUGCUCUUCCCACGGUAACAAUGGACGGAUUGACAAACGCGACCUACACACUCCCCGCAAACAACUGCAGCCUCGAAGAGGCCUUCACCUUUGUCUCGAUGGCUCUUCCUGACGUCUGUGUCCUGACUAUCGAGGGAGGGGAAAGAAAGAAGGCACCAAAGGUACAGCACAGUUGGCAUAAGCGACCCCCUGGCUGGCAUCUGCCGACCCUUCAUUCGGUUCGUACCUUGGUCACCAAAGGCCAGUGGAACCUGAUGCGCGAAGACUCGGAUUUCUCAGCCUUCCUCGCAGCUCUCCCCAACCUCAACGAGUGGCACGGCUCCUACAGCAAGCCCAAGUCGAAGAGUUACCUGAGCAUGGCCAGCAUUCUACCCAAACUACCCACAAAUCUCACAUACCUCAACUUGUGCCUGGAAAGCGACUACCGGCGGGAGCUCACGUGCCCUCCAUUCUACAUGAAGGUUUCCAACCAGGUUCACUUCUGCUCGAAGCUGGCCGAGGCAACUCCCGCGCUGGAGCAUUUGGCUUACACCGGCCGCGUUUGCAAGAAUUUCUUCAAUAUGGCGGCGAUCAGAUCGGAUUCGAGAACGACACGACUCAAGACGAUUGACCUAACGGUCAAGAAUUGCUGUCGGCCUGUACCUCAGUUCCACGAUUCUGGCAGCGGAAUUCAGGACAUGAACUUUAUUCACUCGUUCGAGAUGCUUGUGUUGGCAGGCAUUCACUCCAUGUCGACUCUCAAGGCUCUGGACUACCUGCGGAUUCGCUUCGUGGACUUGGACUCUCCCGUCCCUCCCUUGAAUCCCUACUUUGUCUUGAGAGACGGCUGGUGUUCCGGUGUCUGGAGCGACAACAUCCUGGCAGAGCUGAAUCGAGUCCGGCCAAACGCAAAGUUUGAGCAGUUGAGCGAGUCGUUCGGCGAGGUUGGUUUCAAUAAAGACGGUCGCAUGAUUAUCAGCCCCGAUUACCCUCGAUCGCGAGUCUUGUCUCUCAAGCUCGCCAACUACGCACUUUUGGCGGGCAGCGUUGCUGCAUUGCCCUAA
Colletotrichum abscissum is the source of this 1839-nucleotide messenger RNA. RefSeq lists its product as uncharacterized. The coding region runs from base 1 to 1839 and encodes 612 amino acids. NCBI's taxonomy places the organism in Eukaryota, Fungi, Ascomycota, Sordariomycetes, Glomerellales, Glomerellaceae. The transcript has 2 exons. The record is from RefSeq and is a predicted model, not a curated record.